Colossoma macropomum (tambaqui) is the source of this 774-nucleotide messenger RNA. RefSeq lists its product as uncharacterized. The record is from RefSeq and is a predicted model, not a curated record. Lineage: Eukaryota; Metazoa; Chordata; Actinopteri; Characiformes; Serrasalmidae.
GUUCUCAGUGGAGCUCUGAGAGUGGUCCUGCUCUGUCUUCUCUCUCUCUGUCUGAGAGGUGCUGAAGUUCUGGACCGUCUGAGAGGAAAUGAAGUUCCGGAAGUGAACCCUAAUACUCUGGCUUGCAUCAUCAAUGACCUUCACACCAGGUACAAUCCACAACAUGGACAUCAGUUUGCACUGGCCAUCAAUGUUCCAGUUCAUUACUGUGUGAAUGAGGACUCUAAACUUGAUAAAGAUUUUCUCAAGAAUGAUGAUCCAACUGAUGCAAUACAGGCUAUGAAUAACGAUGACAGGGUUUAUGUAGGGACGUCCUUGAUUGGUGCAACAAAAAAAAAAGAUGGCAAAACUCUGUACCACUCUGAGUAUCUUCUGCUGAAACAAAAGAAACCAGAUGAGACCCCCAUGCAGAUGCUCCUGAAACAAAACAGAAAAGGUUGUGUGAUCUUCUACACCUACUACAGCCCCUGCCUCGGCACUUGCUUAAACCCUGCAAAUAAAAAGUUCAAUAUUUUCACUGCUCUCAAAGAAUUUGGAGAGCACCAAGGUCCUAAAGCUUUGGUUUUCAGGGAACUUUAUGGUAAAGAGGAGAGAAACCAAUUUGAAAAAGCCUUUCAAUCUGUAAAUAAUGAAAACGUUCCACUUUAUCGCUGUGAUAAUACUGUGUGCAACAGUUGUGUUGAAGAUGGAAAAGUAAAAGCUGAAUGUCUGCCUCAGAGAUCGUGUUAUUUAGCCUAGAUUUUAGUGGACGACUGCUGGACGCCUGAAACUUGA